This is a messenger RNA of Hyaloscypha bicolor E, 1803 nucleotides long. RefSeq lists its product as uncharacterized. The transcript has a single exon. The coding region runs from base 1 to 1803 and encodes 600 amino acids. Lineage: Eukaryota; Fungi; Ascomycota; Leotiomycetes; Helotiales; Hyaloscyphaceae. The record is from RefSeq and is a predicted model, not a curated record.
AUGGCGACUGAGCAUCGAAUCAUCAAAUUCCUUCAUAUUCCUCUUGUUCUUCUCUCCAACGCGGUCUCCGUUACCCUUCUCUUCUUGCUCAAUCACAGGUUCACAGGGAAGCUCCCACGUCUUGUUGGCCCUCAUCCCGACACUAUCGCCAUCAUUGUCCAAGUCUCAGCUUCUCUUCUCGCUGCGUCCCAAGUCUACGUUCUCUGCACACUUGUCAACUUCGCUACCCGUCUCCAGGUAUUUCGGAGAUUCAUAUCAGCGAGCUCUCUGAAACUCCUCGCGGCACUAUCCAUACCACGAAUCGAUUGGGGCCUCGGAUAUCGUGGCAUAGCUGUUGCAGCAUUAUUUACCGUCAUCGGACAUGUUUUUGGCGCAAUUUGGGCGGGCGCAUUGACACCAUUGGCGGUCGAUUCGAUACGCAAGGAUGGAACCGUACAGAUACCAACCUACAACGGUCCCUAUAAAAUGAGCUGGUUGCUGCAGACGGGAGGCAAAAUCUUCUUAAAAAACUGCAACGCUUACCACCUUACCUCGUCCAUCUCCAUCAGUCGGUGCCCAACGAUUAAUUUCAUUACAACUUUAAUGUCGACGGCCCUGGGUGCCACAAGUGCGCCAGGUGUUCCGAGAGUUUACCCCAAGAUAGAAGUUCCUGCUUGGAGCUACAGCAAUCGCUCAUACGGAGCCGGCGCCUCACAAGGUCUCUUCUCUCCCACUAGUAAUUCCAAUGACUCGUAUACGGCAUACUCAUAUGAAGAACCCGGUUACUGGAGCCGAGUGGCCUGCCACUACAACGAAACCUCAAACUUGACGAUCACCCGUCUGGAUUCUCUUGAAAACGCUCCAUUCGUACUUUGGCUGGUCGAGGGUUCACUGCCAAACACAGUCGCAAACAAUAUCUCCUCCUAUACGUUGAUGACAGACCGUACACCUUGGUGGAACGAAGCGCUCGGAUGGUCGGCUGCUGCGGCAAACGGUCAUAACAUGCUCGCUAUUGCUACUGUUGCUAGUGGUCAUUGGUAUACACAUUGGAACAGGAUGCAAUGUUCAGUUGACUUUCAGCCGACACUUUUUAACGUCACCGUUAAUCUCACUCAGUCAAUGAUCAGUGUCUCUCCAAGCGGUCCGCAUGCGGACUUCGACCAGACCGGCUCGCUUCAGACAGCUGUCAUGGCCAACCUUGAUCUAAUCUCCCGAAUGAGUUCUAACAUAGGCAUAUCAAGCUUGGGCGCCGCGCUCGUCGCGAAUUCGGUCGCUAUGAACGCCAGCCACCCUGGGAUGACGGAAGACGAAAUAUAUUUACGUGCAGGCGAGAACAUGAUCGCUGCUCUUGUCGACGAUUUGUUGGUUGCCGAAGCAAGCAGACAAAUGAUAAUCCACAAUUCAAGCGUCGCUGCGCCUGUGUACAAGAAAUUCGAUGCCAUCCGGUUGGGAUCGCCAAGACUCAUUUAUAUUUCCCUGGCAAUCAAUAUCACACUUGCAAUCAUAGUUCUGGCCGAAUCGUUUCGUACCAAAGCAUGGCACCAUCUCCCAGCGUUCAACAUUACAAAUUUGCAGAGCGUCAUUACUGCUGCCCUGCUGUCGCCGUCCAGAUGCCCAAUCAAUGACGACGAGUUCGAAGAAGAUGUGAAUGCUACUCUGGCGACAAGUGAAAUGAAUCGGAUGACGUUCAAAUGGACGUAUGACAAAACUAGUACCGUCAUGAUGCUAGUCGACUUGUCGAGCGAUGUACCCAGCGAAAGAACGAAUGCGACCAGUAUCCCCCUGGAGCAUUUUUCAUCCGAGAGCCUGGAAACAUUGGUAUAG